GUGAAAUUGUUGUUCACUAAUUUAAAGCACUAGCAUCCUAUUAUUUAUUAUUUGAUCGAUUCAGUGAUUCAAAUGAGGGAAACAAGAUGCCUUCCCAGUCAAACUUUUAUUUCAAAUAACCUUUCAUUUCAUUCAGAUCAUAGUUGUGGAAAUCACAUUUACUCAAGUACUGUAUUGUACAAUUUCGAGGCACUUGUACUUUGAUUGUCUUUAUUUUCCGCCACCUCACGCCUCCACUCCACUUCUAAGGGGGACUAUUGUACUUUUACACCAUUACGUUUAUCAGACAGCCAUUGUUACUGGCUUCUUUCCCGAUUAAAACUCCACACAUAAAAAAUAUGAUAGACUUCCACAAUAUGAGACAUUGCUAUAGAUGAAUCUACCAAACAGCAUAUAAAGUAAUUGAAAUAAGCUCUCCCUUGACAGCUGCAACAAACGCUGCUUUCACGUUGAUGCAUCGGUAGUAAUAUUAUAAUGUGUAACAGUAAAACAUCAACAGGUGCCAUUUUGCUGCACAACGAGUACUAUUGCUUUUGAUAUAAAAGUAAAAUCAAUAUUAAUAGAGUGUGGAAAGAACUUGUUGUUGACCUCCCUUUGACCCCAACACUCACCUCAUGACCUCAUUCACCCGGGCAGACCGUACGUGGUAUAUGUGGCAGGUUCAUUGUUAUACACCCAGGACGCAGCCAGCGUGGCUGCUGUGGGCUACUACGAGAGCCCAGGUUUUCUGGGUGUCAGCUGAUGGGGAGAAAUUGAUUUGAUUUAGGAAUAUGCUCGAUAUGAGAACAAAAUAAACUCAAAUGAUUUGGGUCUUGAAACUAGAUUUUGAACCAGGUCCCCUCCACGAGACAGUGUUUCAAGAAUAUAUAAUAAUGCAGGAAGUGUCUUAGUCAAUACUUAGCUAAUGCUCAGCAAAUUCUCUUAACACGUUCUCAAAAAGGUGCCCUUUAUAAAGGCUUUAUAUUUGGUCACUUGGUUCAUGAGUCAUUUAAUCAUGUUUUACAGAUCAAUUAUGAGAAAAACUCAUCUACUAAUAACUUUGGUAAGUAUUAAUGAAUGAAUACCAACAUUUGUAGCUGUGUUAUUAACAAAGAGAAAAGAUGAAAACCAGCAAAGUUUCACACUCAAUAUCCGUUCUGAUCUAUGGGGGACCGGUAAAUGACUUAUUAAUAAUGAAUAAAGCCAUUAUGACUCAUAAACAGCCAUGAAGGUGAAAAAUUAGAAAGUGGUUCCAAAAUUCUCAAACCAGUUUGUAAUUAAUAAAAUGACAAAGAACCGCCUGACACAAAUUGACACUGGGACUUUUAGUUACCUACUUUGCCCCAUUUGGUAAUCCAUUACUCCAUUACUAAUGGAGGAUUUUUACAUUGUUGUUUUACUUGUACUGCCAUACAAAAUGGGCAACUGCCCAGGGGCCCAAAAUCAUGGAGGGUCCCAAAAGCCACAGGGUUCAUCCAUCUCCACAGGUUUGGCUUUUUGAUUACUUACAAAUGUGUUCAGUUAUUUGCACCACUAAAGUACAAUAAUCAACCAUUACGGGUUAACCAUCUGGCCCUGUCGUGUGGAGGGACCACGUAUCAAAAUCUAGUUUCAAGACCUGUACUAUUUUAGUUUAUAUAAUGUGGAGCAUAUUCCUAAAUAAAGUUGUUUUAUCAAAUUACCACAAAAACAAAGACAUAUUAAGCACUGUUUCAGCACAGGAGGUCCGGUUGCGCAGGACUUAUUGUGAAGCUGGAGGCGGUAGGGCACAUAUUCAGGAAGCCUAGGUGGGGGCCCACAGCAAGUGUUUGCCCAGGAGGCCCCUCAACAGGUUAACGGGGCCAUGCGGGGGCUCCAUAAAACCAGACUGAAUGCAGAUCUUUGAUUGCAUGGACGGAUUCACGUGGGUAAAUCAAGAACGGGGCAACAAACAAUGCUCGAAUUUGUUUUGAAAAAAAUAACACCUUUCGUUUACUUCCGGCGACCAGAGACACUGGACGUGUUUGACAGUGGGCGAGAGUCGUGCGUUUAACGAGGAGACCUGAAGGCAGCAGAAGUAAACAUAAGAAGUUGUGGAGAAGCCGAGGGAGGGACUAUAUACGGUAAAAGUUUGUCGAAAAUUUCAGCACACCCUCGACUUCGCCCCUCAUCGCAGGAGAUUCAAGACUUCUUCUCAAAAGGAAAUUGAUCCUCAUCAGCCAUGGGUGUAGAGGGGGGAAUGAAAUGUGUGAAGUUCCUGCUUUUCUUUUUCAACUUCAUUUUCUGGUUGUGCGGCCUAGCAUUGGUUGUGGUGGGAAUCCUGGUUCAGUUGUCUUUGCACAACACCUUCAUGAUCCGUGAUGCGACAGCCUCAGGGGGUCCCAUCGUCCUCAUCGCAGUCGGUGUGGUGAUUUUCUUCGUCGCCUUCUUUGGCUGCUGUGGAGCCUGGAAAGAGAACUACUGCAUGGUCACAAUGUUUGCCAUCCUUCUCUCACUGGUCAUCAUUGUUGAGAUUGCAGCAGCUGUCGCUGGAUACAUCUUCAGAAACAAACUCUCAGCUGUCGUCCAGGAUAGCCUCACUGAAAUGAUUUCCAGUUACAACAGCAGCAAACCUGAUUUCAAAGAUGCUGUGGAUAAAUUGCAAAUGGAUUUGAAAUGUUGUGGUGUGAACAGUUCUUCUGACUGGAAAAACUUCAGACGUGAUGGAGACUCAGUGCCUGACUCGUGCUGUGUGAAAGUCACUCCAAACUGUGGAAUCGGGAGCAUGACAGACGCUGCCAAAGUGCACCAGGAGGGUUGUCAUGUUGCUGUGGAGGCUUUACUGAAGAAAAACAUCCAGUGGGUGAUAGUGGCAGCUCUUGUCAUUGCAUUCCUGCAGAUAAUGGGCAUUGUGUUUGCCUGCUUGUUGAUGAGAGGCAUACGCAGCGGCUACGAAGUCAUGUAAUUCAGCUUCACACCUGAGUAGGAGCUGGCUGUUCGGGUCACGCUUAUUUGGAGCUUCGUUUGGAAUCUUAUAAUUCACAUAUAAUGCACAGAACAAUAUAUUUUCCCCUUGUAUUGAUUUUGGAUUAUAUUUUCAUAGGUUAACAAUAUCUCUGCUUCGAUACUGUGCAUGUUUAGGAAUGCAAAAUGGUAGAAAAGAUUAAUGUCCACUUCAUUGCCAGUGUAUGUUUAUGUUGGUUUCGAGGAAUUGUGAUAUCUUUUACUUUGCUUGUUCUGGUAGAGACUUCGGAUCUGUUUCGGCAUUGAGUUUUUAUUGUUUGCUGGUUCCAGGCUGGCUGCCAGUUUCUGUUUUUAUUAAAGACUCUUUAAAUUA
Xiphias gladius (swordfish) is the source of this 3274-nucleotide messenger RNA. RefSeq names its product CD63 molecule (gene cd63). The transcript is spliced from 8 exons. The record is from RefSeq and is a predicted model, not a curated record. Gene Ontology annotation, cellular component: membrane. The coding region runs from base 2180 to 2902 and encodes 240 amino acids. Lineage: Eukaryota; Metazoa; Chordata; Actinopteri; Istiophoriformes; Xiphiidae.